Messenger RNA from Cladocopium goreaui, 3072 nucleotides. NCBI's taxonomy places the organism in Eukaryota, Dinophyceae, Suessiales, Symbiodiniaceae. The record is from the annotation of a GenBank genome assembly.
AUGGCUUCCUGUUCCAGAUGUUGCGGUUCCUCUGCGGACGCAGAAGAUUUGUUGCACCUUCGCGGGAACCCUGGGCCGAAGGUCGAUCGUCAUUGCACGGAUCCCAUCUGCUGCCUGCUGUUUCUGGUAGUCUUUGGGGCAACUGGUGUUUUGCUCAGCGUCCUUUGGCAAGUCGGUGAUGUGCGGCGCAUCAACCAUGGACGUGAUCAUGAUGGCAACUUGUGCGGCCUAAAGGAGAUGGAAAAGAAACCCUUCCUGUUCUACCCAGACUUGGACACGGACUUCAAAAACGAUCCCACUCUCAGUGGACGUUACGGAGUCUGUGUCUCCGAAUGCGCGCAGGAAGGACAGGUGGUGGAAGAUUAUGGCCAUGCCCGGCAGACUUCGUGGCUGGUGCUUCAGCCCUCUUUUCCCGUCUUCCAGCGCUGCUUGCCAUUUCAAAAGCCCACGGUGAAAGCGAGUACUAAGCUCUGUGUGAAGCCAGCAUGUGAAGUCACCUCAGGGGUUCCCUUCAAGCCGGAACAAGUUUGUGGUUUGCAGCGUGAUGGCACCGACAAGUACUGGCUGCUAGAGAAACCUGAUUCUUCCAUCACAGAUGGCUGGCGUGCGGAGGGGGCCUCAGAUGUCUUGAUCCAAUCGCGAGUGUCGAUGGCAAGUAGUGCUUGGCCAUCAAAUACCACGUGCCAGCAGAGGGUCAAGCGGGAGGCGGAGGUAUCAGUGAAGCCGCUGGAUGACAGCGUGGCCAAUAUCUUGUUCACUUCUGUCACCAGCCCAGCCUAUUCCUUUGGCAAUGCAGUGUCCGAGAAUCUGGGACUGGUGCUGGGCCUAGGUGUGGGGGGUGCUGCGCUGCUCUCCGUAGCCAUCAUGCUGAUGUUCCCUGUUUGUGCACCCCCGCUGUUGGUGGUGCUGUUGUUGGUGGUGUUCCUGAUGCUCAUUGCAGCUGACUACAUCCUCUUCGUCCAGGCCAACAUUGCCACAGGACGAACCGGAGCACGUUUCACCAACUUCUUGAAGAGUUUGGACAUCUCGGUUCCAGCUGGAGCGGAAGAUUUGUUGCAGCAUUCCAGUGAUCAGUCAACCACUCAGCUUUUUGCUUUGGGGGCCUUUGCUUUGGCCCUCGUGAUUGCAGUUCUGGCCUGUCUAGUGAUGUCUAUGUCUCGACAGUUCAAGAUAUUGAUCGCCUUGCUGGAAGAAGCUGGGAACAUGAUUCGACGUGUGCCUUCUCUGUUGGCUUUACCCUUGCUUCUGUUGGCCAGCUUUGCAGUCUUCUUCAGCCUCUUUUUUGUGGCCUCAGUAGGCUUGGCGACAGCGUCCCAAGACCAACUGCAAGCAUCCUUGGAGAAAUUCAACCUACCAACCGGAGUGGAAGAUGUGAAGCACUUUCAACAAAUCAGUGCGGUGUGUUUGAUUUUGGUUUUCUUGUGGAUCUACUUUUUCCACAUCGCCUUGUAUCACACCACGAUUGCGCUGACCGUGUCCAACAGCUAUUUUCAGGGUGAUUUGGCAGAACAUCAUUUGUGUCCCUCGGUGGGAGGAUGCUUUGGUGCUCCGAUGGUGGUUUCGUUGGGCAACAUUUUCCGCUACCAUUUGGGAUCCUUAGCCUUUGGGUCCUUCGCUCUCAUGCUGUGCACCGUGGCCCGUGUGGUCUUUGAGUACGUAGAGAGGCACACCAAGGAGGCGACGGACCAAAACCUCUUGGCCAAAACCAUUCGAUGCGUCACGAAGUGCUGCAUCAACAUGCUCUACGGAUGUUUGCGCUACCUCACCCAGUACGCCUACAUCUACAUCGCAGUGAUCGGAGAAGCUUUCGUCCCAUCAUGCUGCAAAUCCUUUCAGCUCUUCGCAAAAUAUCCAGCUCAGGUGGCUUUGAAUACAUUGACCACCUGGGCUUUGGGUUUCCUGGUCUCUUUGGGUGUGCCACUAGCACUGGCAGGACUGGCUUUUUUUGAGCUCCGAGAUUCCUUGGUGACGUACCAGGCUUGUGCCAUCGCCCUGAUGAUCUUGGCCUUCAUCGUUUCACACAUGGCCGUGGGAGUCUAUGAUGUGAUCGUGACGACUCUGUUAAUCUGCGCAAUGCGUGAUGAAGAACUCUGUGGAGCUCAAUUCAUGAGUGACAGCCUGAGCCACGCAGCGGGGCCGAAGGCGGUGGUGAUGGGCAAAUCCUGGGGGGCUCGGAUGGCCGCAGAGGUGGCGGCGCUAGACGACAUUGUGGCAGUUGGUUUAGUGGCUCCUUCAUUGGGUGACCAGGAUCAGGUGCACGCCUUGUUGUCCAAGAUACAGGGCCGCGCCCGGGCGCCUGGUGACCCUGGUUCGCCAGAUGGCAACAUGUUGUGGAGCAAAGGAUCCGAUGGUUCAGAUCACUUCUCCAUGUGCUACGCUCCGGCCCUGGUGGGCGGUGGCUUUGGUCCCAGUGGCGGCCACCUCCAAUGCGACGCAGGCUCCUAUUUCUUCACCGAGUCGCCCAAGUUCUGUUGCACGAACCCUCGGGUUGACAUCAAUGGUACAACCGUAUUCGCCAAGAAGAAGGAGCUUUGCGGGGACACACUGGCAAAUUUCAACGAGGAUUCACAGCAGAUCAAGUUUCUGCGUGGGCCACAGGCCAACGCAAGACAGGAGGAUUUAGACGACCUGGCAGCGGCUGGGCGGGGCGAUACGGUGCCCUCAGUGGUGGGCUUCAAGGCUGUGAAGAAGGACGAGGAUUGGCAACGUGUGAAUCAAGCAGUUUGCAGAGGCGAUCGUGGCACCUUAAUCACCUGGACGAACACCGGCAAGGAGAGUGAUGGACACAAGGCCCAUGCAGAGCUGUGUCCCACUGGCACCGUGCCCGUGCAGGGAAGGGGAUACAUGUCCUUCCAGUGUGAUGGGCACGUCAUCAAGGAGAGAAGGUACUAUUGCUGCAAAAUCAACGGGCAAUUGCAGUGCGCUUCGCAGCUGGUAGACACAACAGCCAUGGACCCCAACUGCAAUUGUCACCAGAACAAUGUGUUGGGGGUGGCGCAGGAUCUGAUGGUUCCCUGGUUGUCACUGCUGAUGCUCCGCCGGCGCAAAAGUAGUGCAGCUGAAUUCUUGUGA